This is a messenger RNA of Glarea lozoyensis ATCC 20868, 1077 nucleotides long. Its product is annotated as ARM repeat-containing protein. Gene Ontology annotation, biological process: mRNA catabolic process; negative regulation of translation. The transcript has 4 exons. The record is from RefSeq and is a predicted model, not a curated record. Lineage: Eukaryota; Fungi; Ascomycota; Leotiomycetes; Helotiales; Helotiaceae. Gene Ontology annotation, cellular component: CCR4-NOT core complex; P-body; CCR4-NOT complex. Bases 1 to 1077 code for a protein of 358 amino acids.
AUGCUUCAAGGCUCACAUGUCUACUCGCAUCAGCAGUACCACAACCCUCAAGGCGAGCCGUCAUGGAUGCACCAGCAAACGCACCAUCAACAUGCUCAGCAAGCAGCAGCCGCCGCCGCCUCGGCAGCGCAGCAACAGCAUUUCAAUCGAGUCGCGGCAACACAUAACGCGACUGCUCCCUUAGCAGCAUCGGCACAUGUACAGGAUAUUGCCGUGAUGGACAACGUUACGGAGGAAAAUAAGCGGACGCUCGGCUUCAUCUCUGAUCUGUUAACGGAGGACACAAGGGAGGCAGCGCUUUUGGAAUUGAGCAAGAAAAGAGAACAGGUGCCUGAGCUUGCUCUGAUUCUCUGGCAUUCAUUUGGUGUCAUGACAUCCCUCCUCCAAGAGAUUAUCUCUGUUUAUACCCUUCUCAACCCAUCUCAGCUUACCGCUGCUGCAUCUAAUCGCGUCUGCAAUGCCUUGGCACUCCUACAAUGCGUCGCUUCUCACAAUGAGACACGGGCGCUUUUCCUAAAUGCUCACAUACCUUUGUUCCUAUACCCGUUUCUCAACACCACUUCCAAGUCAAGACCGUUUGAGUAUCUUCGAUUGACUUCUCUCGGUGUCAUUGGAGCUCUCGUCAAGAACGAUUCUUCCGAUGUGAUCAACUUCCUCCUCACAACCGAAAUCAUCCCACUUUGCCUGCGGAUAAUGGAGACGGGUUCGGAGCUCAGCAAGACUGUGGCCAUAUUCAUUGUGCAGAAAAUUCUUUUGGAUGACCAUGGGUUGAAUUACAUCUGCGCAACAUACGAGAGAUUCUACGCCGUGGGAACCGUUCUCAGCAACAUGGUAUGUCAACUGGUGGAGCAACAGACUGCUAGGCUCCUCAAGCAUGUUGUCAGAUGCUUUUUACGCUUAAGUGAUAAUGCUCGCGCACGAGAGGCACUCCGCCAGUGCCUCCCAGAACCUCUUCGAGAUGCCACUUUUUCAUCAGUACUCCGUGAUGAUGCUGCGACCAAGCGCUGCUUAGCUCAACUCCUGAUCAACUUGUCGGACAACGUUGUGGACCCUUCAGGAAAUCACCAAGGCAUAUAA